UCUUGUCAACCUCUGAUGAUGUCACACACAGAAGCACUGAGUGCUUUGUUAAAAAGCCAAGCUGAACUUCAAGGUGCGGUACAAGAAUUAGUAAAAAAAAUUGCUAAAGACGUGGCUAGUACACGGCCACCCGCUGCAGUCCUAACUAAGUUAUCGGGUGAGGAUGAUGUGGAAGCCUACUUGGAGCUUUUCGAGCGCACUGCGGCCCGGGAGAAGUGGCCGGUAGCUGAAUGGGGAUCCAUUCUGGCACCUUUCCUCACUGGAGAAGCCCAGCGGGUGUGUAGCGACCUGGCAUUGGCGGAUGCUCAAGACUUUAAGAAACUAAAGAAAGCCAUUCUAGACAGCCAAGGGUGCAGUCUGCCUGCCAGGGCCCAGCAAUAUCACAACUGGACCUUCCAGCCCACACAACCCCCGCGACAGCAGGUAGCUGCACUGCUCCGCCUAACACACCGCUGGCUAACGACCGAAGGGAACCCCCCCUCUGUAGAUAGACUGGUGAUAGACCGCUGUAUCCGAGCCUUGCCGCCUGAUGCCCGGAAGUAUGCCGCACAAGUAAGCCCUUUAACUGUGGAGCAGUUGGUGGCGUUAUUAGAGAACUACCAAGUGAGCAUGGAAAUGCUGAGAGCCACCCGUAUGGAAACGGCCAGAGCCACCGGGGAAGAGAAGCUAGGGCGCGACCGCCGAAGAGCGCCACCGCCAGCUCCGUCCCCACCCCGACCUCAGGGCGCUGCCCCCGAGAGACCCAGUCGGGCCCCACAUCGGAAAUGUUAUGUGUGUGGACACCCGGACCACAUGUCUUGGGCGUGCCCGGAACGCGACCGUGAUGUCUCCAUGGCCACAGCCCCCAGCUCAGAUGCAGGAAAACCAUGCCUCCACACGGGGCGUGGACGACGACAGCAUGCAAGCCUUCCAGUGAAGAUCGGGGGGACCGAUGCACAUGCAUUGCUGGACAGUGGGAGCGCCGUGACCCUGGUACAUGUUGACCUGGCCGGACCCCUCAGCGAAGACACUGUUCCAGUGACGUGUGUACAUGGAGAUGUCCGCCAGUAUCCGGUGAGCCAUAUACACGUUCAGACACCCCGAGGGAAUGCACUGGUAGCAGCUGGAGUGGUACCAAACCUGCCUGUUCCCCUACUCAUCGGGUCCGACUGUGUUCUCUUUGGCCGCUACUGGACCCCAAGCUACAUUCCAAGUGCCGCUCCACGGCAGCGUCGCAACAAUGGACUCAAAAAUAUGAGACCGCUUGCAGCCUGCCCCGCGUUUAGGCCCUCGUCAGAGGCUCCAUGGAGUGACAGCUCGGCUGAAGAGGAGCGACGGGAGAGCAGGAAGGAGGAGGAGGAGGCAGAAGAGGAAGGGGACCCCUUUGUGGAGUUCCCCGUACCAGAAGAGAGCAUCAACCAAAAAACGGGCGAGUUUGCCACUGCCCAGUGGAAAGAUCAGAACCUCAGCUGGGCCCGACAGCAAGUCGUGGAAAUUGACGGACAGAAAUGUGAAGGGGUGAGUGCACUUAAUUCACCGUAUUUUCUGAUAAAAAAUGGCCUUCUGUAUAGAGGGGUGCUAACAAAGGGCAGGGACAUAAUUGAGCAACUGCUGGUGCCUAAGUCUUAUAUCUCCCGAGUGCUUUAUCUUGCCCACACUCAUCAGCUGGGAGCUCACCUAGGUGUACAAAAGACGUAUGACCGCAUAAUAACCCGCUUCUAUUGGCCCGGUGUGAAACGAGCCAUAGAAGACUUUUGCAAGGGCUGUCCCGAAUGCCAAAAGAAUGCACCGAGACCCACCUAUCGAAACCCCUUGGUCCCGCUCCCCAUCAUCAGCACCCCAUUCUCACGUCUGGCAAUGGACAUCGUUGGACCACUCCCAAAGUCAGCCAGAGGACAUCGCUACAUACUGGUAAUACUAGACUAUGCCACCCGAUAUCCUGAGGCUGUACCAUUACGCACAGCCUCAGCCAAAGCGAUCGCACAUGAACUGUUUAUGAUGUUUAGCCGAGUGGGAAUUGCCGAUGAGAUUUUAACGGACCAGGGCACAUGUUUUAUGUCACAAGUGUUAACCAUGCUGUACAAAUGGCUGAAAGUGAAACGCAUACGAACCUCUAUAUAUCAUCCUCAGACAGAUGGCCUGGUGGAACGUUUCAACUGUACGUUGAAGAAGAUGCUAAAAAAAGUAGCCGACGAAGACGGGAAAGACUGGGAUCACCUCAUUCCAUAUGUCCUCUUUGCCAUCAGAGAGGUUCCCCAGGCGUCCACUGGCUUCUCCCCCUUUGAGCUAGUCUACGGCCGACGUCCCCGAGGCGUGCUGGACAUUGCGAAAGAGACCUGGGAGAACCAACCCUCGCCACACCGCAGUGUGAUCGACCAUGUCGCCCAACUACAAGCCCGGGCUCGCAAAAUCUGGCCCAUGGUAAGAGAACAUAUGGAAAAAGCCCAAAGAGAACAGGCGAAAACGUAUAACAGAGGUGCCACACUCCGAGAGUUCCAAGUUGGGGAAAAAGUGCUGGUAUUAGUUCCGUCCGGCGAGUGCAAGUUCUUUGCCAGAUGGCAGGGGCCUUACGAGGUAAUUGAGAGAAUGGGCCCCGUGAACUACAAGGUAAACCAGCCAGGCCGGCGGAAAGGUCACCAAAUUUACCAUGUAAAUAUUCUGAAAAAAUGGCAUGCGGCAGAGCCGUUGCCAUCUACUGCGUUUUUAACUGCACACUCUCCCCAGACCACUCCCCCGGUACCUAUAGGAGAGGACCUCUCCCCGUCCCAAAAGCAGGAGGUGAAGGAACUUCUGGGACGGAACCAGGACCGCCUCUCGGAAUUGCCAGGAAGGACCCAGGCGAUCAAACAUGACAUUGAGACCAAACCCGGAAAGGUGAUAAGACAAAGGCCCUACCGAAUCCCAGAAGCCAGGCGGGCGGCUAUAAAAGAAGAGAGUAGACGAGCUGAUAGAGCGGCUUGGCCCUGCUCUCUUCGUCAGCACCCUGGACCUGACCAAGGGCUACUGGCAGGUGCCAUUGACGGAAAGGGCUAAACCUAAAACGGCCUUCUCCACACCAGAGGGGCUAUUCCAAUAUACCGUCUUGCCUUUCGGGAUCCACGGGGCCCCGGCAACAUUCCAGAGGAUGAUGGACCGAGUUCUACGGCCCCACCAAGAAUACGCAGCCGCCUACCUAGACGAUAUUGUGAUUCACAGCACCAGCUGGUCUCUCCAUCUCCAGCAUCUCGACGCAGUCCUAGGAGCCCUUAGACGUGCCGGACUGACUCAACGCUAAGAAGUGCCGAGUGGGUCUGACUGAGACUGAUUAUCUUGGCUACACCAUAGGAAGAGGCUGCGUAAAACCCCAGGCCCGCAAAGUGGAGCGCAUCAGGGAAUGGCCCCGACCCUUGACGAAAAAGUAAGUAAAAUCAUUUAU
Molecule: messenger RNA, 3394 nt
Organism: Nerophis lumbriciformis (worm pipefish)
Lineage: Eukaryota; Metazoa; Chordata; Actinopteri; Syngnathiformes; Syngnathidae
Biological process (GO): DNA integration; proteolysis
Molecular function (GO): zinc ion binding; nucleic acid binding; aspartic-type endopeptidase activity
Source: RefSeq, a predicted model, not a curated record